CACCCGCCGCGACCGCAACGGCGGCCAAGGUGCUCAGAACUUGACGCGAUGGGGCUUCCCGAGGAGCGGCGCAAGAGCGGCGGCGGGAGCCGGGCUCGCGAGGAGACGGGCGCCGAGGGCCGGGCGCGGCGUUGGUCCCCGCCGCCGGAGGUCAGGCGCUCGGCACACGUCUCCUCUCUGCAGCGCUACCGCGAGCUGCACCGGCGUUCUGUGGAGGAGCCGCGGGAGUUUUGGGGAAGCAUUGCCAAGGAAUUUUAUUGGAAGACUCCAUGCUCUGGCCCAUUCCUCCAGUACAACUUUGAUGUGACUAAAGGGAGAAUAUUCACUGAGUGGAUGAAAGGAGCAACCACAAAUAUCUGCUACAAUGUGCUGGAUAGAAAUGUCCAUGAGAAAAAACUUGGUGAUAAAGUUGCUUUUUACUGGGAGGGCAACGAGCCAGGGGAGACCACCAAGAUCACUUACCGGGAGCUUCUGGUCCAAGUGUGUCAGUUCAGCAAUGUUCUCCGUAAACAGGGCAUUCAGAAGGGUGACCGAGUGGCCAUCUACAUGCCUAUGAUCUUGGAACUUGUGGUGGCUAUGCUGGCAUGUGCGCGCCUUGGAGCUCUGCACUCCAUUGUGUUUGCAGGCUUCUCUGCAGAGUCUCUCUGCGAAAGGAUCUUGGAUUCUAGUUGCAGCCUUCUCAUCACUACAGAUGCCUUCUACAGGGGGGAAAAACUUGUGAACCUGAAGGAGCUGGCUGAUGAGUCCUUGGAGAAGUGCCGAGAGAAAGGUUUCCAAGUGAGAUGCUGCAUUGUGGUCAAACAUCUGGGGCGGUCAGAAUUGGGCAUGAAUGACUCCCCUAGCCAAUCUCCUCCAGUCAAGAGGUCCUGUCCAGAUGUCCAGGGUAAGCUGAAAGAGAAAUCCAAGUGCAUCCGACCCCAGAUCUCCUGGAAUGAAGGGGUUGACUUGUGGUGGCAUGAACUCAUGCAGCAGGCCGGGCAUGAGUUUGAGCCUGAAUGGUGUGAUGCUGAGGACCCACUCUUCAUCUUGUAUACCAGUGGCUCCACAGGGAAACCCAAGGGUGUGGUGCACACAAUUGGAGGCUACAUGCUCUAUGUAGCUACAACUUUCAAGUAUGUGUUUGAUUUCCACCCAGAGGAUGUGUUCUGGUGCACAGCAGACAUUGGCUGGAUCACUGGUCAUUCCUAUGUCACCUAUGGGCCACUGGCCAAUGGUGCCACCAGUGUUUUGUUUGAGGGGAUCCCCACAUACCCAGAUGAGAGCCGCUUGUGGAGCAUUGUGGACAAAUACAAGGUGACCAAGUUCUACACGGCACCAACAGCAAUCCGGAUGCUCAUGAAGUUUGGAGAUGAACCUGUCACCAAACACAGCCGGGCAUCCUUGCAGGUGCUGGGCACGGUAGGUGAACCCAUCAACCCUGAAGCCUGGCUGUGGUACCACCGGGUAGUAGGUUCCCAGCGUUGCCCCAUUGUAGACACCUUCUGGCAAACAGAAACAGGUGGCCAUAUGCUGACCCCUCUCCCUGGUGCCACACCUAUGAAACCUGGUUCUGCUUCUUUCCCGUUCUUUGGUGUAGCGCCUGCGAUCCUGAAUGAGUCUGGGGACGAGCUGGAAGGGGAAGCUGAAGGCUAUCUGGUGUUCAAGCAGCCCUGGCCAGGGAUCAUGCGCACAGUUUAUGGAAACCACACACGUUUUGAGACCACCUACUUUAAGAAGUUCCCUGGCUACUAUGUGACAGGAGAUGGCUGCCGGCGGGAUCAGGAUGGCUAUUACUGGAUCACUGGCAGGAUUGAUGAUAUGCUCAAUGUGUCUGGACAUCUUCUGAGUACAGCAGAGGUGGAAUCAGCACUUGUGGAACACGAGGCUGUUGCAGAGGCAGCUGUGGUGGGCCACCCUCAUCCUGUGAAGGGCGAAUGCCUUUAUUGUUUUGUCACCUUGUGUGAUGGCCACACCUUCAGCCCCACCCUCACUGAGGAACUGAAGAAACAGAUUAGAGAAAAGAUUGGCCCCAUUGCCACACCAGACUACAUCCAGAAUGCACCUGGCUUGCCUAAAACACGAUCAGGGAAAAUCAUGAGGCGAGUACUCCGGAAGAUUGCGCAGAAUGACCAUGACCUGGGGGACACAUCUACAGUGGCUGACCCGUCUGUCAUCAGUCAUCUCUUCAGUCACCGCUGCCUGACCACCCAGUGAACAAGACGUGUCCAGAUUUCCCUGUGCUUGGCUCUCCAAAUUUCUGCCCACCCACUCUGCCCCCUACCCAAGAGUACCAAGGCCGGUUCUGGUUGAC
Molecule: messenger RNA, 2290 nt
Organism: Acomys russatus (golden spiny mouse)
Lineage: Eukaryota; Metazoa; Chordata; Mammalia; Rodentia; Muridae
Gene: Acss2
Product: acyl-CoA synthetase short chain family member 2
Exons: 19
Coding region: 49-2193 (714 amino acids)
Biological process (GO): acetyl-CoA biosynthetic process
Cellular component (GO): cytoplasm
Molecular function (GO): acetyl-CoA synthetase activity
Source: RefSeq, a predicted model, not a curated record